UUCCCCCCCCCCCUCGUUUAGGGCCAGCGAAUGACAGUAGGCAACCUAGUGUAAUCGAUUGCAUUGGGAAAGGGAGAGAGAAUGAGGUUGGUUCAAUUCGUGGAAUAGGGAAAAUUUUUUUUAAAACGGGGAAGGGACAGAGGUAGCAGGAAUUAAGAGGGCCACGUUGGGGAGGAAAAAGGGAGUUGGAACGAGGGGGCGAGCGCGGAGGCGACGCAGAAACGUCGAUGGCACGCGCGAUCGGGAGAGGUAACGGCGGGAGAACGAGGAGGGGGCGGGGGCGGACGCUGCACCGGCAGCGCCCCUUGGUGGCGGCGACUGUGGACGUCUGGCUGGACGGGGUUUCACCGACUGCAUGGUCGCGGGACCGGAGCCACUAAGCAGCACCAACCCGAUACUCCCUAGUCCGCAGGCGCGGGUCUUCCGCUGAGACCUUCUUCCCAGCGUCCUUUUCGCCUCGUUUUUCUCCGCGCCGCGCCCCGCGGCUGAUGUGGACGCCUGGCCGGGUCAUGGCUCCGCCCGGCUCUUCUGCCAACCCUAUCAUCAGCUACCAAGGCAGAGGUGAUUUGGUCAUGGAGGCUUUGUUGGAAGGAAUGCAGAGUCGAGGGCAAGGAGGGGGGUUUUUGACAUCUUGUGAGGCAGAGCUACAGGAACUAAUGAAACAAAUUGACAUAAUGGUGGCUCAUAAGAAGUCUGAAUGGGAAGGUCAGACCCAGGCUCUAGAAACCUGUUUGGAUAUCCGACAACAAGAACUUACCUCUCUUAGGAAUUUAUUGGAUCAGAAACACAAAGAGGUUGGGAUGUUGCAUCAGCAGAUGGAAGAACUGGAUAAAACCAAGCAAGAAAUGGCUGUAGAAUACAAACAAGAAUUGAAGAAACUUCAGGAAGAACUAACCAAACUAAAGAAAGGCUACGAAAAGCUUCAGAAAAAGCAGAUAAAAGAGUCCAGAGGUGGCAUCAAAAAUCACAGGGAGGACCCAGCUGAAAUGGAGAGGUUAAAUGGAAAAAUAGAGGACUUCCGUCAGAAAUCACUAGAGUGGGAGAAACAGCGAUUGAUUUAUCAGCAACAGGUGGCAUCUCUGGAGGCACAAAGGAAAGCUUUGGCUGAACAGUCAGAUAUUAUUCAGGCUCAGCUCACCAAUCGGAAACAGAAGCUAGAAUCUGUGGAGAUUUCCAGCCAAUCUGAAAUUCAGCACUUAACUAGUAAACUAGAGAGGGCUAAUGAUACCAUAUGUGCCAAUGAACUGGAAAUAGAGCGUCUCAACAUGAGGGUAAAUGAAUUGGUUGGAACCAACAUGACCAUCCUGAAGGAACAGCAACGACUUGAAGAAGAACUGAGGCGCUCUGAAAAUCGGUUACAGGUUCUACAAGAAGAAAAGAAGGAGUUGGAGGUAACUGUCCGAUCUCAAGAGGAUUUCAUUAAUGGUUCAAUAAUUCAGAAGGAGAAAUUACAGAAUAAAUUUACAAAUGUAUCCAAAAAUUUACAUUCUACAGACCUCAUCAGGUCACUGGAGGUCAGCCUUCAAGAAAAGAUUUCUUCCCCUAAAGGCCAGAUGGACCUAGAGAAUGUUUUUUCACUGUUGGAUUUUCCACAGACCAGUGAAGAACAUCUGCAGGCAGAGGUAUCUCGUCUUGAAGGCAGUUUGGGAUCUGUGAGUACAACAUGCAAACAGCUAAGCCAAGAGCUAGCGGAAAAACAUGAAGCUCUCAAGGUGAUGGAAGACUCUAACAACCAAUACAAGAUGGAGAUUAAAAAACUGAAAGAUCAGAUAUUGCAGAAUGAGCAGACUUAUAAUUGUGCUCUUGAAGGAAUGAAAAUGGAAAUUUCCAAACUGAUGCGGGAGGUGCAUCAGCGUGACAUAGCCAUCGCUUCAGUCAGUGGAACUAGCUCUGAAAUGGAACGACACCUCAGAUCUGAACUGGAAAAAGCAGAAACCAAAGCAAUGGACCAAAAGGAUAUUUUGACACAACUGGAAGCACUCAGGUUAGAAAAUAAACAACUUUCCGACACCUUGGAGGAUAUGGAAUCUGUUCCUAUAGGGGAAAUGGAAGUUCCUCUAACAGAAAUUCGAGAUAGUUACAUCAAGGCAAUUAAUAAUUUAGCAACUGAAAAUCAACAGCUAAAGAAGGACUUGGUAGAGGUCAAAUCUAGGCUGGAAGUCUCUGCUCAUGUGAGCCAAGAUAACUAUGAGCGUAAUUUUAAUGAGACACACAGCAUAUUGCCUGAGCUCAAGAAUUCAGAGUACAGGAGAACAUAUGAACUGCAGCAUAGUCAGCAUGAAGAAACUGAAAAACUGCAGAACUACUACAAGGGCGAGUCGGGAGCUCUUAACAUCCCACAUCUGUCUAUCGGAAUGCACCCUGUGUCCAGUGCGCUUAUUGGAUUGAGUCCCCAAAUCAGCACUUUCAGCUCUACCUUCUCAUUGACCUCUGACUUCUUUUUGCCUAUGGCAGUAGAUGUAAAUGAGGCCAACUUUUCUGAUUCCAUGUCAGAGUCAGAAUCUGCUGUAAAUCAACAAGAAGAAUUUUUGCCUUUGCGUCCCCUGUCAACAUCUCCCAUUAGUUCAAUAGCCUCAAGAUUUUUGGAAGAAGAGGAACUGAGAUCUCAACACAUCCUGAAACGUCUUGAUGCCCAUAUCGCUGAGCUGAAAAGAGAGAGUGAAAGGACAGUGAGACAGUUCACAGAUCUAAAGUAAUUCACUGUCAGGAACCUCCCAAUACAAUGGCCUCAAAGAGUGUAUCUUCUCCAUUAUCCAAGCUUCCCAAAAUGUGAACAUAGCGUGAAGAUGAUAGCUCUGACCUCACUAGUGAAAGAAGUGGUGAAGAUACAACCCCCUCCUGAAAAGGAUGAUCCUUCCCUUGAGGCUGAUGAUCACAUGUGUGCUUUCUCUCUGGAGAACAGAAGAUCAUGUCUAGACUUCUUUGAUAGUCUUUUCUGUCCCAUGUAUAUUUAUUGUCAGAGAGAUUGUGGUGCUGUCCAGGUUUUAAUUCAAAAUGUGAAUAUGUCUGUAUAAUUUAAAAUAAAGAUUUUGUAAUGUGUGUGAUAUACAGGAAAAUCAUUUUUUUAAGGAAAAAAAUUAUUGGAAAUUAUAUACAAUGAGAAUUCAAGGAAAUGAUCUAGUUUAACUUUGUUGAUAAAACAUAAGUAUUUGAAGAAAAUAUUUGGAAAAGUAAAAUAUUGCUUAUGUAACACUUAAGACAUUUCUAUAAGUCUCACACCCUACCUACAUCAAGAUAAACUCAGAAUGGGUGAAUGACUUGAACAUAAAGAAGGAAACCAUAAGUAAAUUAUGUGAACCCAGAAUAGUAUAUAUGUCAGACCUUUGGGAAAGGAAAGAUUUUAAAACCAAGAAAGACUUAGAAAGAGUCACAAAAUGUAAAAUAAAUAAUUUUGAUUACAUCAAAUUAAAAAGUUUUUGUACAAACAAAACCAAUGUAACCAAAAUUAGAAGGGAAAUAACAAAUCUUCAGAACAAAAACCUCUGACAAAGGUCUACUCAAAUUUACAAAGAGCUAAAUCAAUUGUACAAAAGAUCAAGCCAUUCUCCAAUUGAUAAAUGGGCAAGGGACAUGAAUAGGCAAUUUUCAGUUAAAGAAAUCAAAACUAUUAAUAAGCACAUGAAAAAGUGCUCUAAAUCUCUUAUAAUCAGAGAGAUGCAAAUCAAAAAGGGAAGUAAUGAAUGCUGGAGGGGAUGUGGCAAAGUUGGGACAUUAAUGCAUUGCUGGUGGAGUUGUGAAUCAAUCCAACCAUUCUGGAGGGCAAUUUGAAAUUAUGCCCAAAGGGCGAUAAAAGACUGUCUGCCCUUUGAUCCAGCCAUAGCACUGCUGGGUUUGUACCCCAAAGAGAUAAGGAAAAAGACUUGUACAAGAAUAUUCAUAGCUGCACUCUUUGUGGUGGCCAAAAAUUGGAAAAUGAGGGGAUGCCCUUCAAUUGGGGAAUGGCUGAACAAAUUGUGGUAUAUGUUGGUGAUGGAAUACUAUUGUGCUAAAAGGAAUAAUAAAGUGGAGGAAUUCCAUGAGGACUGGAACAACCUCCAGGAAGUGAUACAGAGUGAAAGGAACAGACCCAGGAGAACAUUGUACACAGAGACUGGAUCAUACUGUGGUACAAUCGAAUGUAAUGGACUUCUCCAUUAGUGGCAAUGCAGUGAUCCUGAACAUCCUAGAGGGAUCUAUGAGAAAUCCACAUCCAGAGGAAGAACUGUGGGAGUAGAAACACUAAAGAAAAACAACUGCUUGAUCACAUGAGCCAAGGGGAUAUGACUGGGGAUGUAGACUCUAAAUGAACAUCCUAAUGCUAACACCAACAACAUGGAAAUGGGUUCUGAUCAAGGACACGUAAUACCCAGUGGAAUUGCACGUCAGCUAUGGGAAGGGUGAGGGGCGGAGAGGGAGGAAUAGAAUAUGAUUUUUGUAACCAAGGAAUAAUGUUUGAAAUUGACCAAAUAAAAUAAAAAAAAAAAGA
Molecule: messenger RNA, 4465 nt
Organism: Monodelphis domestica (gray short-tailed opossum)
Lineage: Eukaryota; Metazoa; Chordata; Mammalia; Didelphimorphia; Didelphidae
Gene: CEP63
Product: centrosomal protein 63
Biological process (GO): de novo centriole assembly involved in multi-ciliated epithelial cell differentiation; centriole replication
Cellular component (GO): centriole
Source: RefSeq, a predicted model, not a curated record